GAAACUUAUAACAUUUCUCAUCGUACGGUAGUGACAUAAGGACGCAGUUUUCAAAAUGGUUGCGGCUGAUCCUGAAGCAGUAAAUGGUUCGAAGUUUGAAGAUCAGGAAGCGGAUAACUAUGCAUUGCGAAUUUUUCAAUCGACGCUAAACUUGCUAGCUCAUAUACUAAUUGGAAUUGUAGUUGGAGUUUGCAUCGUGUUUGCGUUCAGAAAUGGAUUACCCUUAAAUAUGACGAAUAUGCAUAUCGUUUUGUGUGUUACUGGUUACCAGUUAUUGAUGGCCGAAGGAAUUCUAGCUCUGUGUCCUCACAAUAGUUGGAGUGCUGGGUUGAGAUUGGUGGACAAAAGAAGGACACACACAAUCCUACAAAUUAUGGGUUCAGCGCUAGCUAUUGCCGGAAGCGUACUCAAAAUGCUUGACAAGACUAACAAUUUUAAUACAAUUCAUGGUCAAUUUGGACUGGUGGCAAUGGUUUUCACUACAGUGAGCCUGGUUAACGGACUGACGUCACUUUACGCUUACGAAUUGCGUAAAUGCAUACCUGGAAAUUUCUCCAAGAUCCCACACAUCAUUUUCGGCGUAGUAGCAUUCGUCGCGGCUCUAAUCUGUCUCUGCUACGGGUUGGAUUAUGGGUUUUUCAAAAACUGGACUGGCAUCAACCAACACCAUGGGUUUGCUUAUGCCAUGAUGGGCAUGGCUGCCACCUUAACUUUUAUCAUUAUCGUCAAUCCUAUGAUCACAGCUUUCAAUAAAACUGUUCGUAUGUGUAACUAAUCUUAUUAUGUUAGUUCUUAAAAUUUAGAAUCUCAGUGUUCAUAUAAUUAAGUAAUUGUUGUAACUAUUGUAUACAAAAUAGUUUUAAACAAAAUAUAUG
This is a messenger RNA of Maniola jurtina (meadow brown), 875 nucleotides long. RefSeq lists its product as uncharacterized. The record is from RefSeq and is a predicted model, not a curated record. The transcript is spliced from 3 exons. Lineage: Eukaryota; Metazoa; Arthropoda; Insecta; Lepidoptera; Nymphalidae. Bases 56 to 775 code for a protein of 239 amino acids. Gene Ontology annotation, molecular function: transmembrane monodehydroascorbate reductase activity.